Molecule: messenger RNA, 1312 nt
Organism: Juglans microcarpa x Juglans regia
Lineage: Eukaryota; Viridiplantae; Streptophyta; Magnoliopsida; Fagales; Juglandaceae
Exons: 3
Coding region: 113-988 (291 amino acids)
Cellular component (GO): chloroplast
Molecular function (GO): RNA binding
Source: RefSeq, a predicted model, not a curated record
UUUAAGUGGCAGGUCUGACGACAAGAUAGAGCUCGAUCCUUGCAGUUUCUCGCCUGUUUUUGUGUGAGUCGUCCGUAGCGAAGUGACUGAGAAGAAAGAAGCAAUUGAGAGCAUGGCAGCGUCAUCUCAACUGCUCCACCACCUCUUCCGCCCACCUCAAUUGCAGCCACCGCCUCCUCCCUCCUCCUCCUUUUCUCUCUUUCUCAGAUUCAAACCCCUCUUCCGCUCAACAGCCUCCACUACAACCACACUAUCCAAAUCCUCCCUCCCCCAAAUUCUACUCUACACUACAACUCAUUUCACUACUUUUCAUCCAAUUCCUCCAUUCUCUCAAUCUUUUGCCACUCUCACUCCCUCUCCUCUUCCUGCUCAUAGUGCAUCUUCGGCUUUACAAGAAGGACAAGAAAUAGAAGAAGAAGAUGAUGAUGAAGAGGAUUUUGACGACGGGAUUGAAGAAUGUGACGGUGAGGUUGAGAGUGGAAGUGAAGACCAGGAAUUGGGAGGGACUGAUGGAGAGACUUCCCAAGCGAUGAUUGUGAAUUCUUCGUCUUUGUCGCCUUUGAAAUUGCCGGGUCUCAGUGUAAAGGAGAAGAAGGAGCUAGCCUCGUACGCACACAGCUUGGGGAAGAAGCUCAAGUCUCAGUUGGUGGGCAAGUCUGGUGUUACUGCUAGCGUUGCUACCUCGUUCGUCGAGACCCUUGAAGCUAACGAACUUCUAAAGAUUAAAAUACACAGGACCUGUCCGGGGGAGCUAGAUGAUGUGGUUAAGCAAUUAGAGGAAGCAACUGGUUCGGUGGUGGUUGGCCAAAUUGGUCGAACGGUGAUUAUUUACCGACCUAGCCUUUCCAAGUUGAAGGCAGAGGAGAAAAAGAAGCAGGCUCGGAAAGUUUUUGUGAGAAGAGAGCCAAAACUGAAACCCACAUUGCAGAGUAAAGGACAGGUAUCAAGACUAUCUGGGCGUGGUCGCCGGGGAAGCAGCAGGUUCUAGCUCUAAAAUAACCUUUGUGGCUAUGUGCAUGCACUUGCAUUUUUGGUGCCACAUUUGAUUUCCAACAAAUUCAAGGAAGCCUGUGGCCUUCUCAAGCAAUAGGAGGGUGCAUGAAGCAAAGAGAUAUCGGUUCAAUGUUUCACCAUACUUGGAACGUAAGUUAGAGAACAAUGGGGUAGCUUGAGGAGCAAAUACUUUAUAGUUGAUACCAAGAUGAGACUAUUUCUAGAUUUUCACUUGCUUCCGACUUUUGAGGAUGAGACUAGUUGCCACGCAUGUAUUCUUGCAAUCUCUCCAUUUUAUCUAAAUUAAUGAUUAUCUCUA